UUGAGCUUGCUUACAUUGUGGGAAAAUACAGCCGCUACGGUGGCUCAGCACGCAGAGUUCCCCGGCGCGGCCAGGGCGUUCAUGGCGCAGCCAAGGUACGAUGAUGGCGGGCUGCACGGGGGUUACCUCGAGGGCGGUGGUGGCGGUGGAGGCGCAGGGCUAUACGAUCCACAUGGUAGUGCCCGCGGUGUUCCCGGUCUCCAUCAUAGCCCACACUUGGGAGGUAUGGGCCCAGCCCACCCUCAAUACCCACCGCCUCCUCCUCAGCCUCCACAACACGUUCUCGCGGCGGCAGCUGCGGCCGCUGCCUCCGCGGUGCCCGAUGUUCACAAACGUGACAAGGACGCCAUAUACGGACACCCCCUGUUCCCGCUUCUCGCACUCAUAUUCGAAAAGUGCGAGUUGGCAACGUGUACACCGCGCGAGCCUGGUGUAGCCGGUGGUGACGUUUGUUCGUCAGAAAGCUUCAACGAGGACAUUGCCGUUUUCUCAAAACAAAUCAGACAAGAGAAGCCGUAUUACAUUGCGGAUCCGGAGGUAGACUCGCUGAUGGUUCAAGCGAUUCAGGUCCUCCGGUUUCACCUCCUCGAGCUCGAAAAGGUGCACGAGCUGUGCGACAACUUCUGCCACCGGUAUAUCAGCUGCCUGAAGGGCAAGAUGCCGAUCGACCUCGUGAUCGACGACCGAGAGAGCUCGAAGCCACCCGAGUUGGGUAACGGUCUGGACGGCAGCGGACCCAGAAGCACCGCUGACAGCACCAGCCACACGGACGGGGCCAGCACGCCGGACGUCAGGCCGCCUUCCUCGUCGCUCUCGUAUCCCGGCGCGGGUGCUAACGAUGAUGCCCGCAGCCCCGGAAGUGGUGGUACACCCGGACCCCUCAGUCAGCAAGCGCCAGCCAGCUUGGAUUCAUCGGACCCAGACGGCAAAUGGUGUCCUCGCAGGGAAUGGAGUUCGCCUCCUGACGCGCAACGCGCGGCGACCGACGCGCGUCGUGGUGUUCUUUAUUCCUCGGUCUUCCUCGGCAGUCCCGGUAACAGCGGCAACAGCAGCAGCGGUGACGCGAGUAACGCGAGUAUCGGUAGCGGUGAGGGUACGGGCGAGGAAGAUGACGAUUCGUCAGGAAAGAAAAACCAAAAGAAACGAGGUAUCUUUCCUAAGGUUGCGACGAACAUCCUCAGGGCGUGGCUCUUUCAACAUCUCACGCAUCCGUAUCCCUCGGAAGACCAGAAAAAACAGUUGGCACAGGACACGGGGUUGACGAUCCUUCAAGUUAAUAAUUGGUUUAUAAACGCGAGACGUAGAAUUGUUCAACCAAUGAUCGACCAGAGUAAUCGAGCCGUGUUUCCACCAUUGUCCGCAGGACCAAGUGGGGCAUAUAGUCCGGAUGCGACGAUGGGUUAUAUGAUGGACGGACAGGCGGCCAGCAUGAUGCACCGACCGCCCGGCGAUCCUACCUUUCACAAUCAGUAUCAUUAUCCAGAGUACUACGGACAUCACUUAUAAAGACUGAGGAUGGUCAACCUCGGAUGUUUCAGGAGUACUUGCAAAAUGGAAUAGAUGAAACGAUGGUUCUAGCAACACGAAAAGCGUAAUGGACCUACUGUGCUCCAGUUGGCGUAGAUCAGAAUCAGAGGACAACGAUGAUCCGUAAUCUCCACGAUCACCACAAUGACAGUCUUGAUGAUUUCUUACUACGCCGCACGUCGAAAUUCGUGAUACUUGGGUGCUUGGGAAUGAGGAAGAAAUACAAAAAAAGAACGAAGGAGUCAAAUUCCCGUUUAAAAGAGAAAGGAUAAGGUAGAUGAAACGACGCAGGAGGCCGACGAGAUCGUAGAGAUCGUCGAAGGAAGAAGGACGGUUGCGAAGCGAAGCAAAGUGGCUACAAACGCGACGAAAAAGGACGAAAGGAAUGAAGCCGCGGCUUGGUCUUGAGAGUGACGCGGUCGCGAAAAAAUUCAUGUGAUUGUUCUUUGUACAAAUAUCGCGGUGUAAUAUUGUAGUGAUUGAAGAAUUUAAAUGUUAAAUUUUAAUACAGUCGCGAUCGAGAUAUAUUAAUGAAAACUUAUAAGUGAUACAUAGGCAAUUUAGCGGGCAUGUACAUUAAAAAAAAUGAGAGACAGCCGGUGCUCGCACGAAAUAGAAAAUAUGUUCAAUGCACGGACGACGCAAAAGGGGUAAAAAAGAGAGUACGUAAGACAUACGAAGACAAAUGAAAUGGCAGUAUAUAUAUAUAUAUACAUAUGUAUGUAUGUAUACAUAUCUAUAUAUAUUAUAAAUAAAUAUAAAUAGCAAGACACAAAAUGAAAAGAUUAUUAGAUGGCACGGGAGAUGUUUAAAGAUAUAUGAAAGCAAAUUGACGCAAAUACAGAGGAGAAUUAGAUCGAAUGACAUCGACGCGUGUG
Cyphomyrmex costatus is the source of this 2405-nucleotide messenger RNA. RefSeq names its product Meis homeobox homothorax (gene hth). The transcript is spliced from 15 exons. Gene Ontology annotation, molecular function: DNA binding. The record is from RefSeq and is a predicted model, not a curated record. NCBI's taxonomy places the organism in Eukaryota, Metazoa, Arthropoda, Insecta, Hymenoptera, Formicidae. Gene Ontology annotation, biological process: regulation of DNA-templated transcription. The coding region runs from base 82 to 1506 and encodes 474 amino acids.